UUUCUUUUAUUAGAGCCAAAGUAGAAUCUGUAAGUAAAUAAUCAGUUAUUCACGUAAUUUAUUUUAUUCACGAGUAAUCCUGCUAAAUUAGAAAGUUUUUUUAUCGUAUCAAAAAGGUAAGUUGGAUUUUGGAAUUUAGAAAAAAAAACUUGACAGUUCAGACAGAUAAGAAUUUUGACAUAACCUUUCAUGCUAGUUUUUGCUAGAAAAAUUAACAGAAAAUUGAACGUUUCGUGGCACAAAUGGCAUCAUUAACAGCGUAUUCAGUGGGCCGACUGGCAAGAUACGUGACAGAGUCGACAUUCCGCAAUUUACGCUCGAAUGUCUACAGGAGUACCACCCGUGGCUACAGCACAGAAGAGAAAGCCAAAGAGGAGAGCAGUGAAAAGCUGCCAACCACCAUAGAAGAAUGCCAUAAGCAGCUAGAAACUCUCACCGGAGAGCUCAACACUAUUAAGGCACAGGCCAAAGACUAUGAGGACAAAUACAAGCGCGCACUCGCUGAAGGCGAGAAUGUUCGCCGGCGUAUGGUCAAGCAGGUUGAGGACGCCAAGUCCUUCGCCAUACAGAGCUUCUGCAAGGACCUGCUUGAUGUAGCUGACACAUUGUCAGUGGCAGCAGAGAGCGUCCCUGAGAGCGCUCUGGGCGAGGGCGGCGCGGAGGGCGCGGCCGCGGCGCUGCGCUCGCUGCACGACGGCGUGCGGCUCACCAGGGCCAUGCUCACGCAGGUGUUUACCCGACACGGACUGGUGGUCGUGUCACCUUUGAGAGAGAAAUUCGACCCCAACCUCCAUGAGGCACUUUUCCAGCAGGAAGUGGAAGGUGCAGAACCCGGCACUGUGGUCGCCGUCUCCAAAGUUGGAUACAAACUUCACGAGCGCUGCGUUCGUCCCGCACUCGUUGGCGUGGCUAAAGGCUCCUCCUAGUGUACCGAGUAUUCGAAGAUGACACCUUACAAGAAAUAUCAAGGUCAUACACGGCUUUAGUUUCUUAAUUUGUCUUUUCUGUUCCCGAAAUAUAAGAACUACUACCCAAUUUGUCUAAAUAUGAACUAAAAUUAAUAACAGUUGGAUUGGCCAUGACCAAUUCAACUGUCAUUAAUAUUCAUGGGCGUAGGCAGGGAUGGCAGCUUAAAGCUCAAAAUUUACAUACAAUGUAUGCCCCUCUGCGGGGUCCCCCCCCCUCUUGUUCACUGGCUGGCGACGCCCUUGUUAAUUUUAGUAUCUGUAAUAAAACAUACAUACAUGUUUUAACAUUCCUGACAACAUACCAAAAACAACCUACGUAAUUUGGGCGGGUUAUUUUUGCCCACCUUUAAACCAUACUAAAAUUUACGGUGGGGAAUAAAAACAAUAAUAACGCUUUCUCUGCUACUCCUACUGAAAGAUACAUAAGACUAUCCCGUUCUGUCAGUUCCCCUCAUGCCCAAUCCAUACCACAGAAUAAAUAAUAGUGCUACCGUACAGAAAUGACACUUCCUACAAAACCAAAGUGUGAAAGCGAUUCAGGGCCGAAUCAUGCUGUCCCUUUCUAACCUAUGGCAUCCCGUUCGGCUAUUUCGGGUUGUCAAAAUUUAAGCCAUCUUAUCUGUGGUCGUGCACGCAAAGGGACGUCAAGUUGUGCCAACCCUAAUAAUUGCUCGGAACAAUGCUGAGCCGAACGGAGCCGAGGAUGCCCGAAAGGAGUAUCGCCCCACUGGCAGUAGUAUUAGCUUUUGUGAACAGAAGAGGCAACUUUAUUUAACAUGUAUAUGACCCAUCACCGUUGGCCAGUGUUAGUUUGAUGCUGAUCUGUCACCUGGCAUUUGUCUGUCAGUCAUCUGUCAUCUGACUUUUGAUUGGCAUUGCUAAUGUAAAACCAAAUUGCAUUUACUUACUUAACUGAAAUGCACUUUUUUAUUUACAACCAUUUCAAAUUUAACUCAUAAGUUAAAAUUAAUUCGAAUACCAAGUAAAACAUUUGCACCACUAUAAGCUGACUGCAAUUUUUGUUCGUAAAGACUUUCGUCUUUAACAUUGCUAAAAAUAUCACGCACACACAUCAUUGCCAGUAGAUUUGUGCGAAAGCAAAUAUAUAUUUUUUCAUGUAGAUUCUCAUUAUAUCAUAUCAUAAAGUCACGCAUGCGCCAACUUGAUUGGUACAAGCUAGGAAACAUAAACAUUGUAGUAUGAAGGUUACUUACAGUGUACGCCAAGGGUCAACAGGCGGACCGCGGUCCAGAUCUGGACCGCCGACCUAUUUUUUUUGUUUAUUUGAUAAACUCAAGUAGAAACGGACCGCGAUGGUAAUUUUAUUUUAAGAACCGGACUCUUAAAGAAACUAAAAGUAAUUACUGUAAUUAGUGACCCCUGGGUACAUUUUUCGAACGGUAUUUAGACUAAUAAUAUUAGUCCACGAACUGGGCCCCAUUUCUCAAACGAUAUUAGUCUAAUAUUAUUAGUGGGUUGCCAUGGUAACCGACACGAUUUGACAGUUCGUGGACUAAUAAUAUUAGUCUAAUACCGUUCGAGGGAGUCAGCCCCUGUUCGAGAAAUGGGCCCCUGGUAUACGCCAUAACGCUUAUACGCGUUCUUGGCGUUAUGGAUACGAUAAAUUACUAUAUAUGAUUGUCCGUUCGAAGAAGAUUUCACAGAUGGCGUCAGCAUGUUUUACCUGUAAAUCCUGCGAGUAUUGUCAAAUUCUAGUUUUUUUAUGGCCUCCUAAAACAUAACUCCGCAAGCAUCUUCUGUCAGAAGAAUUCAAAUAAUGUUCUCCAUCUAGUAAUAUGUAUUAGUUUAUCUUUUGUAUAUCUUAUAAGUAAUAGUAUUUGGUCAUAGUUUUGUAGGUUUAUUUUUAUCAUGUUUAAAUGUAUGUAUAAUAUUUUGUUUUUCGGUUAAAUAAUUUAUGAAUAUCUUCUGCACCAACAUAUAUGUCUCUGUUUGACCCAAUUGUUGACUGGUAGAGAAUGCCUUUUGGCAUUAAGUCCGCCAUUUGUACAUUUUUCUUUGUUUGUGCAAUAAAGUUUAAAUAAAUAAAUAAAUAGAGGCAGGUAAAACAUGCUGGCGUCAUCUACAAAAUCUUUAAAAGUUUGCCAACUCAAUUUCAACCAUUUUAAAUAUUACGCGAAACUCUGCGUAGGGGGCGCCACUACCACAAUCCAUCACAAUCUGAGGGUCUACCGCGAAACAAGAAAAUCGAAUAUUCGUUAUCUAACCUCUCUAUCACUCUUGCAUAUUCGAGCGAUGAAGAGGCGGAUAACUCAAUUUCGAUUUUCGCGUUUUCCGGUAGGCCCUUUGUAAACCAACCGGCUUGAUGCAUCAAUAUCGUAAUUUAUUAUCUGUGAAAAUUUGUCAAAAAUAGUUUAGGGCACAGUAUGUAUAAGUUACUCUAUGGUUUACGAAAGGUGCUAGUGCUGCACUCUGGCGGCAGAACAUUGCAGCAAUACUCCCUAUUGAAACAGUUUUAUAUUUGUUGUUUCGGUCGAUUACAAAACGGAAGAAAUUGAACCAUAAUUCUUAGUUGAAUUCAAAUUCAACUGCUAAUAUUUAUUUUAUGAUGGACCUUAAAUGUCUAAGGUUUCUUGGCAUUUUAACUUGUGAGUGAAUUUUCUGUAUGACUAGAAGGGAUUAUGGCUAUAAAUGAUAUAUUAUUAUAUUUGUUUUACAAAGGGGCAAAGUUACUGUUAACCACUCAUACUAAUAUUGAUACCCGAGCAAGCGAAUAGCUCCAAAGUUGCGAGCGUUGCGAGGGUGUCAAGGCACGAGGGUUUAACAAACUUUGCCUCCGAGUGAAACAAAAAUUUUCACCACACCAACUCGAGGAAAAUCCUGACUGUAAAAUAUCAUACAAUUGGACGUUAUUAACAUUUUUCAUUAAAACUCAUCAUUUAAGUCAAAAUUACCAGCCAACAUAAGGAAAACAACUAAAAAUUUGCAUUAGAUUACUUUUCCCCACGUGUGGAUAAAAUGAAACUUUCUUAUCAGUGUUUGAACAAUCAAGAGAGCCAAUCAGUUGGUGUGGUGAAAAAAAUGAAAGUUUUUGAGUAUCAGAAUCCCUUUUGUUUUAACUAGAAUGUAUUUGUAUGAUAUUUUUGUUAUGAUUAGGCGUAGAUUUAGAAUUCCAUGAUGUGUCUGAGGUGGCAGUUGUUGUUUAAAUAAAUGGAUUAUAUUGUUA
Messenger RNA from Cydia pomonella (codling moth), 4152 nucleotides. It is a transcript of the gene Roe1, whose product is annotated as grpE protein homolog, mitochondrial. Bases 243 to 926 code for a protein of 227 amino acids. The transcript has 7 exons. Gene Ontology annotation, biological process: protein folding; protein import into mitochondrial matrix. Lineage: Eukaryota; Metazoa; Arthropoda; Insecta; Lepidoptera; Tortricidae. Gene Ontology annotation, molecular function: protein homodimerization activity; protein-folding chaperone binding; adenyl-nucleotide exchange factor activity. Gene Ontology annotation, cellular component: PAM complex, Tim23 associated import motor. The record is from RefSeq and is a predicted model, not a curated record.